Molecule: messenger RNA, 1185 nt
Organism: Condylostylus longicornis
Lineage: Eukaryota; Metazoa; Arthropoda; Insecta; Diptera; Dolichopodidae
Exons: 1
Coding region: 1-1185 (394 amino acids)
Source: RefSeq, a predicted model, not a curated record
AUGGCAGAAGCUGACAUUGAGAAACUUAAGACUCAAAGGGCCAGUGCCAAAUCCUCACUAACUCGCAUUAAAAAUAUAGUGGAAAACAAAAAAGAAUCGCUCAGUUUACCUGAGUUAGAAUGUAGGCUUGGAAUUCUAGAAUCUUAUUUUAAGCAACUACUUUCGUGUCAGACUAGCUACGAAACUUUAAUGCCAAAUGAUAAUACCAACAUAACCUAUCGUUCGGAAUGUGAGGAGGUGUACAUAUCUGUCAAAUCUUUACUCACUUCAUUAAUUUCUAAUAAAAAACAAGACUUGGGUUCUCAAUCUACUGAACUUAAUCAAUCUUUUAUACUAAAAUCAACUCAAGCAACCAAUCUUCACAAAAUUAAACUGCCUAGAUUCGAUGGAAAGUAUUCUGAAUACCCUAACUUCAUCGGUAUUUUUAAUAAGAGCAUACACAACAACGCAAACUAUGAAAUUAUCGAGAAGUGUAAUAUUUUAGUGAGCUCAUUGGAUGGGAUUGCCAAAAAUGCUGUUCGUGAAUUUCGAAUUUCGAAUGAAAAUUAUCCAAAAAUUCUCAAACAUUUAAAUGAUAGAUUUAACAACAAAACGUUAAUGUUUCAAGAACUAAUUGGAGAAUUAUUUCAGUUGCCUAAAAUAACGAGGGCCACUGCAACAAAUCUUAGAAAUAUGGUUGACAGUUUUAACGCUAUUUUAAGCUCGAUGCUAUCUAUUGGUUCUGGUGAGAACAUUGCGAAUUCAAUGAUUAUUUAUGUCGUAAUGAGUAAAUUAGAUGCUGAGUCACAAAAUAAAUGGGAAGAAACUGUCGAUCUUUCAAAUUUAUUGAGUUGGCAGGAUUGCUCUAAGGUUCUAAGUAAAAGAUGCCAGUUCCUUAAGUGCAAAGAGGUCAAGCAAUCUUCUUCGCUGUCCACUUCAAAAUUUCGAAACAAAUCGAUUUCUCACAACUCGACAGCACUUUCGGUAUCACAAUCGGGAGCUCGAGAUUCGUCGUCGUGUCCUAUUUGCAAUGAUAAUAGUCACACCAUUUACAAAUGCAAAAAAAUUUCUGAAUUACCCGUAAUAACUCGCUUUGAAAAGGUAAAAAACUUAGCGCUUUGUAUAAACUGUUUGAAUAAAGGGCAUUCGGUAAAAAGAUGCAAUUCUUCCAAGUGUAGAAUUUGCUCCGCCCCACAUCACACAUGA